Molecule: messenger RNA, 444 nt
Organism: Rhizophagus irregularis DAOM 181602=DAOM 197198
Lineage: Eukaryota; Fungi; Glomeromycota; Glomeromycetes; Glomerales; Glomeraceae
Source: RefSeq, a predicted model, not a curated record
GAGAUGUAUUAGUAAAUAAAAAAAGGUGAGACCUAAAGUCCCACUUAGGUAAAAAUGCAUUUUAAAUAAUUGUGUUCUAUAUGAAAGUUAUUAUCAAAUAUGCAAUCUAAAUUUGAUUUAUUAAAAAAACGCGUCAUCAAGCUUCUAGUUGAGAAUGCUGAGAUUAAGGCUGAAAAUGCCAAGGUUAAAGUUAAAAAUGCUAAACUAAAGCAGGCUAUGAAGGAGAAUGAAGCCAGACUUGCAAAAUUAGAGCAGAGUGAUAAAGAAAAGGCUAAACUCAUUGCAGAACUCAAUUGUAAUGUUAGAAAAAUCAAGCAGGAGCAAGUUAUUGUUAAUGUUGCAACACAGCCUAGUACAUCUAAUAAAUCGUUAGAGAAUAGGAAGACUGAUGAAUUCUUAGUCUCAGUGAGUAAGAAAAAGGUUGUUAACACCUGGGUAAUCUAA